GUUUUCCCUCCGUCAUCCGUCAUAGCUGUACCUCAAUAUACUUUUGUUUCCAACCCCAGCCUUUAACGUAAACAGUGCUCUUCAAACAAUAUGACCACUAAUGACAAAUACAUAGAAUGAAAUCAAAAGAUAUGACAGAAGAUGAGUGCAACGGUGAGGAGGUGAUUCCCAUACCAGUUCAAAUAUUUCUAUGGAGACAGACCACACCUUUUGUUCGACCACGUCUUGGAAAAUUACAUGACUCUUCAUGCAUGUUCUGUCAACGCGCUCCAGGACAUCAUGAACUGAAGGAAGCUUGUAAGUCGUUCGAAAAAGUACUAGUUCAAAAUUUGAGAUUAGGUCUCUCAAGCAGUCUCACUGAGGCUAUUGAAUCAAUACCACGAUGGCGCCUCAUACAAGCAGCACUGCCUCAUGUCAUGCAUUCCUUGGCAUCAGUGCUUCACACAAGAGUAAAGGACAAUAUGCAGUCACUUGGAAACGUGGAAACAAAGCUGUUGUAUACUCUUCACUGGAUCCUUCUCGAUGCUUCCGAUGAAUGUGCUGACAAUGACUAUGAAAAUGGCGUAUUCUAUUCAAACCCAUUUCACUAUUUGUUUUCAGUACCAACAAUGACGCUAUUUGUAUUUCUGUUUGCACCACUUUCGCACCACCUGAAAGAAUCAGACUUCACCAAUAACUAUCGCUUAGAAAAUGGUCUUAAGAUGUGGCAGGCGAUGUGGGAAUUUCGACAUCCUGAUGCGCCUUGUUUUACAACACUUGUGAAACCAAAACCGAAGCCUUUAGGUGGAAAAUAUUCGAAAAGGCCACAACACAGCGACGUAUUUCUUGGAAGGAAAUUUUCAAAAGAAGAAGGCACGGUCAAUGGUAGUCCACCAAGUCAGAAUGUAUCCCUAUCACAGUCGGAUGUGCCAUCCAAACAAGCUAGCACUGAGGAGGAGCCGUGGCUAUCAUCACCUAAAGAAACUAUUUUUCCAGAAACAAUACCCGAAGAGAGUUCGAGCACCGAAGAAGAACAUGUGUUUAUAUACCGACUUCCCUCCGAACAAAAUUUUGGUGGUUCCGUGAAAGAGGCGUAUACAGUUUAUGCAGCCGAUCCAAGCAUUUUCCAAUUUCGAAGAACGGACACGUCUAAGCAGUCGUUACCCGGGAUAAAACCACUGCCUCAAAUAACUAAGAUGAGCUCAUCAGACAAAGAGUCUCUUUCUGACAGUGGAGGUCCUGGCCCAAAGGAUACAUCAACAACAGCAGAAAAGCCGCAACCAACAAAAAAAGUACAUCUAUCUGCCGCCACAUUUUUAGACAUAGCCACGUUGCGAUGCCUGUUUACUUCACAAUGGCAAGAGGAAGGCGUAUAUUGGGCGCUGCAUUACCUUUAUAACAGGCUCCGGGACAUAUGUGACGACAUGUCCAAACAGACUCAACCACGUAAAAGAAGCAAUUCUCUACCGAUACCGAAAAUAGAAGUAUCAGUUUACCAAAGUCCGGACGUAAAAGAGCGUGAUUCCUUGAAGAAUUUUAUAGAAGUCCCCGAACCUAAGGACAUAUCGCCAGUAACGGAGCUACCGUUUCCGGUACAGCCAAGAGUCGAGGAAGAAAACGUUAUGAGCCGGAGGUCCAGUGAAAAGAUAAAGCGUAAAAUGAAAAUGGCCGAUCUGAAAGCGUUUGUCGAAACAAAAUUGCUCUCGAAGUCCGAAAAGGCGUUAGAGAAAAUCGGACAGGAAGAUCAAAAGUUCACUUUUCACACAGCCGUGAGGAUGAUAUCUGAGUACCACAGGAGCUUGGACAACGCAGACGACAGGCCCAAUUCCGCUUUGGCCAGCAAUUUCCCUCGAGCCGGUCCGCGCCUUACCGGUGAUAUGUUUCCGUGCAAUCUCAUCAAAGGGAAAAGUAUGCCGAGUCUGAGCUGUUUGAUUGAUGAGCUAGCGUCGAACGGAUAUAUCGGUGAAGUGAAAACUGAACGCGCUCAAGGCCCGUCGAACACAGUCCCCUCUAACGUGCAAAAAAAGAAAAAUCCCAUAAUAACAGUUACGGAACACACACCAACACCAUCUCCCGAUUAUUUGUCGAAAACACAACAGGGCUCGAUGGAAUCUCAAAUAGAUUCGGUAAGUAUGCAAGGAUCUCAACACAUACCGACGCCUGAACGAAAGCCCAGUUUGACGAGAUCUCAGACGGAUUCGAACAUCACUUACAUAGUUGAAGAAAUACAGGAGGCGCCUGGAUCUGUGAACUACAUCACUAAAGAGGGCGACAUUAAUUUCCAAGUUGUAUUGAAAGCCAUUCAUUCCGUAUCGACGCUGGACAGCUAUUACAUAACGCUUCGAGUAAUGGAGGUGAUGCUAAACUUGGUUGACACGUUGAUGGAAAUCGGUGUUCAUAAAAACUGGCAAAGCAAUACUCCUGAUGACCCGCAGCCCGGGACAGUCGAUCCGAUGUCGGACUUCAACAAAGAGAAGGAGAAUAAGGAGAGGGAUUCCGGUAUACCUUGCGCACACAGUCAAGAGUCGACGAACGUAGAAGGAGGUGAAAGUGCUAAAGAACGGGCAAAGGAAGAAGAGAACCUAGAUUGUCCAUAUUUCAUGAUAAUGCAAAUAAUUUUAAGAAUACUUCGUCAAUUGGGAUGUUCGCACGGCUGCACCACGGCGCUGCGCGGUCCGCAAGCCGAAUGUCUCCGUGUUCAGGCCCGCAACUCGCUCCGUCAGCUUCGAGCGGCCUCGAUACCAAAAUUUACGAUCCGACUAAAGGAUAUGACAAAAUUCUCCCCGAUCAGAGAAGUUCUGGACAAUCUACAUGCCGCUAUAGGGUUCUGCGCUGAACCAUCAGCAAUGGUUUCGCCGAUGAAUCAACAAAAGCGAAACUACGCGAAGUCGCCGGACAUCGCUCAACUACAAAACGAUUAUGCGACGAAUUUCGGCCAAGGACAAGGUCCGAACAGAGCCAUUGAGAUCUUCAUCAUAGAGGCUACCUUUAGAGUGCUCGUCACUAGAUUUGCAAUGAUGCACAAGGAGUUAAAGAAUCUAGAUAAUUCGACAUUAUACAUGGAAGUGCGGCUACUUUUGAGUUAUGUGAGAGAAGCUCACGGCACCGAGUAUCGUGUGGUGGCCUUCAGCGCUUUGCUCGACACGGCAGAGAGACCAGACAAUCAACAAAAGGACUCCAAUAUGCAGACCACUAGAGUUAUACGGCACAUCUCUCGUGCGUCUGAAGAAGAGCGCGGUUCGGAUACAGGCGCGGACUCGGGCUGCGCCGCCGACGAGCGGCUACAUAAGAAGUUCACCUUCAAGAAACGAAGCACGUCAUCUACCGGCGCACAUAGCCUUCUCGACACGGAAGGAGGCGACGAGUCUGCUAGCCAGUCGCCGCUGUCCACCCGCACCCGCCGCUACCAGCUGACCCCUCGACACUCCGAACGCACUAUACCGGCCACCUCCUCAGCCGACAUCACGCCUCAUCACAAAAUUCACCAUUCGAAAUCCAUACCAUCCAAAUUUCACAUCAGUGGAAUCGUGAACUGGUUCCGUCAGAAGCCACAGUCUCAAGCGAAUCUCAUACGCAACGGAGCGGGUUCGGGGGAGUCGCUGCCGAUAUCGGGCAGCAUGGUGUCCCUGGCGCGCCCCGUGCACGUCGCGCAGCCGCACGUCAGCCGCCCCGUGCACGUCAAGCGCAGGGUCGGAUACACUUUGAACAGGGCUCGGAAACGUGUCGAAGAUCGCUUGAACAGGUUCGGUCUCCGAAAAAUGGGGAAGAAAAGAGACGGCAGUAUUGAAGAGAGCAGUGGAGGAUACAUGUCACGAAGAUGCUCAGCGGAAGGCGGGUCGGGUGGUGGUGAGUCUGAAGUGGUGGUGCUGAAGCGGAGACGUCUGGUGGCGGCGGCGCCCCUGUACGCGGGGCUGGCGCGGUUCAGCUUCAUGCUGGACGCCACGCAGCCGGGGGCCACGCCCGACGCGCUUUUCAUGGCCGCACUCUUAGAUUUACCACACACAGCGGUCGUUGGAAGAGCAGCUAUUAUGUUAGAAUGUGCUCAUUUAGUACACAACUGUAACAAAGGGCAGUGGCCGUAUUGGCUGAAAUCUAACGUGAAGGGAGCAACCUCAUUAAGCCCCCAACUCAGGAGACAACGUCUCGCUGGUAAACUUUUCUAUCAAUGGGCUGAAGCUAUAGGAAACCGGCUUGAAGAGAUGUUGAUUGAGGACAAGAAACACAUCGAAACUGUGGUUAAUUUGGUAAACGACCCGGAUGGACAGCGCGAGCUUCUGCAGCAAGACGAGGAAGAAGACUUUCUAGACGAAGCCAGUAUUCGCUUGCCUGGAAAACCGAUUGGCGCCGAUUGCCCUCGAGCGCUAAGAAUCGUAGCCUGUGUGCUGUUGUUCGAAAUCACUGCCUUCCUUCGCGAGACUUACCAAAGCCUGCCCAAGACAUUCAGAUCGUCUUUAAAAGAAAGAGGACCUUGGGACAGAGUCUACAGAUGGAUGGAAAAACGACGAUUGUUUUGUAACAAUAAGGCUAUUAGCAGUCAACACACAUUAAUGCCAGUCGAGGAAGCGAAUCGUCGAUGGAGUAUGGCUUUAUCGAGCAUGGGACACUCACAAGCGUCCGCACAAAGCCUCCAGUCGAUUGCAGGAGCCGAGACUGAAAGGAAAAUAUCUUUUGUUCUACAUGAACCCGAAAAUGUCUCUGGAGGCAGUAAUGUCACUUUGGCAGAUGCCAUACCACCGAUACAGGAUGAGAAACGAGGGAAACUAGGGUCGAGGGGGAAGGGGGGAAUGCAUCGUCGCAACACACAGCAGGCGCAUUCCGCCUACGGAUCCUUCAAGAGACGCUCUAUCAAACUGAGGCAGAAGGACAACAGGGAGGUCGAUGAAUUUAUCACAAGAAGAUCAGAUUCCAUACAAAGCAAACGUAAAGUAUCGUCUCUCUCAGACCGGAGCGACACUUCAGAAGUCUAUCCAGGAGCUGGAGGUACCGUAAUAAUGCCCAACGAAGUGGAUAGCGGCGGUGAAGAAAGUCCCGGAGUGCUAUCUGAUGAUCACGAUCACCCGCCCGACAGUCCCGACAGCAACUCCACUGAUCCCCCGGAUACUAACAAGGGCUUCCCCUGGCUUAAGGUGAUGGUGAAAUUUUUGAAUUCCUUCAAUUACGUUUGCUGCCAUCAGAACUUCUGCCACCCGUAUUGUUUCCGGCGCAACAUGCGGGCGAGUACGAGACUUAUGAAGUCAGUACUAAAGAUUUACGGAGAGAAGUUUGGUCCAGAACAAAACGCGGCAAGCUCUGAAGAAUGUGUCGGCGAAGCUCGUCGUGGUAGACGAACACGGAAACCAUCCGAACAUUGCACUGAUAGGAUUGACAGAUCGGUAAUAGAGAGCGCUGGCCUCGCGUACAGAGCGGCGGGGGGCGAGCAUGCACUGCCGCACACAGAUGCGCCGCCCGCCGCCAAGCCCGGAGCUGUGCCCUAUCCCCCUGGCGACCCCCCUGCCAUACUCAAGUAUCUCAAAGGGCAGGUUCGUGAAGCGUAUCACACUCCACUUGCAACGCUAAUCAAAGGAGCGACCACGAUGAGUGAAGAAAUGUUCGCCGAAUCGGCUCGAGUGGCUUGGCAGCUGCUGUUAGAGUCGGAUAGGGAACUGAGCUCGUGUGCAGCGGCGCUUUUUAUAUUGGCGGCCGUGAAAGCUCCUCAAGUUGCCACCGAGAUAAUGCAUAAUGAUCUGAAGCAUACCGAACCGGGGAUAAGGAUCAACGCUAUUCUAAGGUUCCAAGUAAUAUGGAAACUCCGUUAUCAAGUCUGGCCUCGUAUGGAAGAAGGAGCGUCCAUGACGUUUAAAGUUCCACCGCCGGGCAUCGAGUUUACACUGCCUUCGCCGAAGAUCGGUAUAGAGUCUUUAGCGGUUGUUGACCCACCAUGGAGUCCACUCGUCAAAGACAAGGAUAUGGAGAUGACGCUAAAUCAAGAGAGACAUCGUUCGUUAGUAACAGCAACGAAAACGCGCAAGAAACAACAGACCGAAGCGAUGAAACUGGCACUACAGCAACAGAACGACAAGAAACGAGCCGAAAGAGAGAGCUUCCUCAUCACCACCAUACCCAUCACGAGACAGGCGGCCAGGGAACCGGCUCUGGAUCACGCGGCUGAUGAUCAUAUUGAACCACCAGCUGACGAAGAGAUAGUAGAAGGCGUGCGGGGCACUCAUCACACUCAAGCGGCAUCAGCUCUGUUCCCUUCUACUCUGUGCUCGGCGGUGGCGGAGAUAGUCGCCUUGUUGGACGACGCGGCUGUGUCCAGAGAUGGAUGCUCUGUAUAUGAAGUUGCUUAUCAGGUGAUCUGGUGUUGUCUAGUGGAGGACUCUGCUUUAUUCCUCCGUCAUGUCCUCGAACGUCUAACGAGAGAUCACCAGGACGAGAUGUUCAAACUGCUCCGGCACCUGAUAAGGUUCAUACCGCGCCUGCCGCAACAGGCGGCUUUCGCUCUCUAUAACUACAUCAUUGGUUACGUCAUGUUUUACGUGAGGAGUCCGCACGAAGAGGGACAGAGGCUGGUCGGUGCCGCGCUAUCUAUAUUAUGGAUGGUGGUACACAGCGUGCAUGGUAUAAUGUUUAAGGAUUUGAAGCAAAUCUUACGUAAAGAACAAUGUGACGCAUCCAUAUUGCUAACGGCGAACGUGCCAGCUGCGAAGAAGAUAAUUGUUCAUGGUCCAUCUGAUAACGAAGGAAGUAUCCCAUCACAAUUUCCUGUCCAAGAGGAUACAGUUUUUGCUCAAAUAUUGAAGGAGUCCUUAGACUUCUUCAGUAUACCAGAAAAAUUGCACAAGGAACACUUUCUUGUCGAUUUCAAAACGCGUCAAAUCCACAACCCUCAGAACUACGUGCGUGAUCACUAUUUCUUCAAACGUUCGCAAUAUCCUCAGCUGGGUCUAGUCCACAUGGAACCCGAGGAGGCAUUCAACAAACUGCAACAGCAAGAAUUGCUUCUCAAGUUCAUAGAAAUAGGAAAAGUUUUGCUCACUUGGGCGAUUCUCAAAAAUGUUGAUAUGGUGGUACAGAGAGUGGUAUUCUUGCACGACGAACUUAUGAAACUACCCUCGUUUCCUCGCAAAGCGCUCGAAGCCGAUCUAACGUUGUACAGUCGGGGACACCUUGGCACCACUUUAUUGGGACUCGAUGUAUUACACAAAUUUAUGUGGGUUCGUUUGAUCGCACGCAUGUUCGAAGCGAUGGCCGGAAACUUCACGUCUUCACGCGACAUACAUUUGUUUUUGAACGUAUUGAACGGUGCAUUAAUGCUUCACAGCGAAGACGCAUUGAUAUUAAGAUACGUUAUUGCGACAUAUGUAAACGCUGCAUCGAACUUUAAAAGUAUAUUCUCAACAAAUGGGUAUUUACUGAUCAUGCCAACACUACUUCAAAUCUAUUCAAAUUUUCAAACAAACAAACUUGUAACAACUACAAUUGAGUACGCAGUGAAACAAUUUUACUUAUUGAAUAGAAAACCAUUUAUACUCCAAAUGUUCGGCUCAGUGUCGGCCAUAUUGGAUACUGAUGAAGAAUCUAUUUACGGGGACGCAAGCAAAGUGCAGUCCAGUUGUUUGUUCAACUUGCUUCUCAGCUUAGAAACGCCGUCCCCGGAUCCACUACACAUAGCCGAACUAAUCAAAGAGGACAAACCUUUGAAGCCGAUAGAUUUUUGCUACCGUGACGAAGAGGAGAUGGUCAACGUACUGGACUGCAUCAGUUUGUGUGUGAUGGUCGUAUCAUAUUCAGCCGAGAGUUUCAGAGGGUAUCAAAUGUUGAUAAUACUGGAAGCAAUAUUGCCUUGCUACGUCAAGCAAAUAGAGUCUCCCACUUAUAACAGAGAAGGUAAAACGGAGAAAGAGAUUAUUCAACAGCUCGCCAUUGCCAUUAAAACUCUGGUCAACAACUGCGAGGGAUUAUCCAAAUCGUACAAUGGGCCGUAUCGGACAUCGCCCGAGCAUAAGGGUUCGUCCCAGAGAGCCGGUCAACGGACCACGGCCGCCACGAUCAUAGCUUUUGAAGAAUCGCAUUCAAAAUUCGACAACUCUAAGCUGCCAGUGCAAGAAUACACUGGUACUGAAGACUCGGAACUGGUGCGCGCAGAAUACCGUCGUCCUAGAGACGUGCUGUUGUCGUUGGUCGGCAACUUCAUAGGGCACGCCACCGCGCGGCUCAUUGAACUGAACGGGUCCAAGGGCAGCGGCGGCAGCGAGGGCAAACCCGUCGAACUCUUGGACUGCAAGUCACACGCUCGUUUAGCCGAGAUAGCCCACUCCCUGCUGAAGGUGUCGCCGUACGACCCCGAGUCGAUGGGCUGCCGCGGGCUGCAGCGGUACAUGAUGGACGUGCUUCCCGCCGCCGACUGGGAGAACGACGCGCUGCGGCCCGCGCUCAACAUGAUCCUGCGUCGGCUCGAUAAGGUCUUCCUGAAGAUCGCCAAGAAACCGAGCAUACGGAGGAAUACAGCAUGGGAUUCAGCAGCGACAUUACUGAAAGGCGUGUACGAAACGAUGACGCGAUGCACGUACAUAAUGCAGUGGCCACAAGUGAAGACUCUCCUCAAUACGAUCCAAGCGUUGAUAGUGUCGGAUAACAACAGCGGCGAGAACUUGUCUUCCGCGACUGCCGCGCUGAUGUCUCAGCCGCCACCUCCACACUUUUGCAGCACCGUCGUCCGACUAAUUGCACUGCAAGUUAUUAACACCGGGGAUAGCUACUCUUUAGAACAAAUGUGUGGUGGCAGCGCGAUAUUUCCUACAGCCGAGAAAACGGAGAAUAUGCUUAUGAAUCUAUUCAUGCCUCUGUGCUUAAGAGUCGGCAGUGGGAGAAAAGACGUUCCCCCGCUGCGGCAGUCGGACGUGAGCUACCUGGUGUCGGUGGUGCUGAACGCGCUGUGCCCGCCGGCGCCGCCCGGGCAGCUCGCGGCCGUCAACGCCAAACUUAACGCAUCCGACGCACGCGUCAACUCGCUCACCUUCACCGGCAGCAGGGACACCAGGAACACGACCAGGCUGUCCAACCAACUCUACCGGAUCGCGUUCCUAGCGUUGAAGGUGUUGUGCGCGUGCUUCACGAGCGAGCUGUGCUCGGAGUGGGGGAGGAUAGCGCGCGCCAUGCGGGAGCUCGGCCGCCGGAACGAGGCAGCGCAUCACUUGUGGGACUUCCUCGAGCACGUGGUCACCUACCGCACGCCGCUCUACAUACUGCUACAGCCCUUCAUCGUGCACAAAUUGUCCCAGCCGCCGAUCGGCGACAACGAGCGUCACAUGCAGUUCGUGGUCCGCGAGCGCGUCCGCGGCCUGAAGCUGCCCGCGGCCCGCGCGCGCGGCGCCCUACUCGCGGAACUCGCACGGGAACUCCGCAACAUGAGAGAGACACACGACCAGUUUAAAUUCGAACAAAUAGCUGAAAAUCUUGGACAAGCGGGGGGUAAGCGCGCGUCUGAAGUGUUCCCGCGGCCUCCAAACAUGUCGGACAAACAUCAACAGCACCGGCCCUCGUUGAUCUCCAUGCUGGUGGGGCGGACCGGCGCGAGCAUCCCGCGCACCCCCGACCAUCCCUCGGCACCCCUAUCUGCCCAAAGAGCAGCUUUUGUAUAUUCAGAGUCACUGUCGAGCAGUUCAACGACCAGCCAACAGAUGCCCACUUUCGACGUGCCUCUGAUCAGUGGACGAUUCAACGACAACGGUACGAACAACACGAGCAGCAUCAACUCUAAUAUAGGUUCGCUGAACAAUUACGGCAGCGAUACAAAGCUCGCGGUGAGCACACCGUCGUACGCGAGCGCACCCGCCAAGUUACGGUUCGUUCCUUCCGUCGAGCUGAAGUUCACGUCGGAGCAAGGCGAAGGGUCCAGGCCGUUCUCGCCGCUGUCGCCCGGAGACACGUCGUGCGGGGAAGCGCGGGGAGGAGGAGGCACGGACAGCCCUGACGACCGGCCUCGGCUGCAACGGGCGCACGGACCUUCGAAAAAAACAUUCAAGUUCCGCCGCAGCCGGCACACCAAGCCGGACCAGGCUCGUCUGGAAUCUGACGAAGGUUCAUCUCCCGGCGAGGGGAGACGGCUGAGCGUUGCGCCGUUACUGCAAGCGCAACCAUUUCCGGAUACGUCGUGUGACAGUGAACCUUCGCAAACUUCCUCUACGUCCGGAUACAGGGAGAGCUACAGCCUGCAGGCCAGCAUGGCGGAGUCCCCGGGCGGCACGUGCCGAGCGGCGCCCCGCAGCGCCAGCACCACGCCGCACGCCAGCCCCGACGCAUCUCUAAGUUAUGAAUCUGGAACAUCAUCCGCUGAACGUACCGCGCUACUCGGAGCUGCCAGCCAGCGUUCCCUUUUGCUAAGUGGCGACUUAAGAGAUGAAGAUACUUUACUUUAAAUUAAUAAAAAAACAGCUCAUCAUAGUCAUGG
Molecule: messenger RNA, 10411 nt
Organism: Bombyx mandarina (wild silkworm)
Lineage: Eukaryota; Metazoa; Arthropoda; Insecta; Lepidoptera; Bombycidae
Gene: unc80
Product: unc80, NALCN channel complex subunit
Biological process (GO): monoatomic cation homeostasis
Cellular component (GO): cation channel complex; axon
Molecular function (GO): monoatomic cation channel activity
Source: RefSeq, a predicted model, not a curated record